AUGCCCUUCAGGCUCCCUCCUGCAACAAAGCCGCUUAUGCGCGCAUCGCUCUGCUCUCGACCCGCCAAUGGCCACAUUGCGUUUAUUCCGCAGAUCAGGAAACUGGUCUUUGAAUAUUGCGAUAAAUGGCCAUCAUCAGCUAAUACCCGGACCUACAUUCGCGAUCAUCUGGAGAAGCUUGCCCGCGCCAACCCUCACGCCGAGGUUGUUGUCAAGCAGCGCAACCAAAAGGAACCUGUCGUCCGUGGGUUCUACAUAAACGGCAGGGAUAAGGUCAUCUCGCUUAAAGGAUUCGAGGUCACCGGAAUUGAGAAGAAGGUUCAACUACUCCUUGAUUCUUCGGGUGCGAAGAUCAAACCCCUCAAGCGGAGAACAGUGGAGAGCACCACAGAAGCUGCAAGGGGUAUCUGGAGUGGUCUUCAUGUCGAUCAGCCCUUCAAAAUCUAG
Messenger RNA from Laetiporus sulphureus 93-53, 447 nucleotides. RefSeq lists its product as uncharacterized. Gene Ontology annotation, biological process: mitochondrial translation. NCBI's taxonomy places the organism in Eukaryota, Fungi, Basidiomycota, Agaricomycetes, Polyporales, Laetiporaceae. The coding region runs from base 1 to 447 and encodes 148 amino acids. Gene Ontology annotation, molecular function: structural constituent of ribosome. The record is from RefSeq and is a predicted model, not a curated record. Gene Ontology annotation, cellular component: mitochondrial large ribosomal subunit. The transcript has 2 exons.